Molecule: messenger RNA, 4344 nt
Organism: Anguilla rostrata (American eel)
Lineage: Eukaryota; Metazoa; Chordata; Actinopteri; Anguilliformes; Anguillidae
Gene: klhl11
Product: kelch-like family member 11
Exons: 2
Coding region: 130-2172 (680 amino acids)
Molecular function (GO): protein binding
Source: RefSeq, a predicted model, not a curated record
UGCGUUCGUAGCAACUUGGUGCCGCUGGGCAUCAGCUACGCAUAUCGUUAUUUGUUUUUGUGUGUCUGCAUAUAUGUGAUUUCAAAGACAAGUUUAUUGCAAUUUGGAAUCAUAACAUCCACAACUAAUAUGGCAACCGCAGCGCCUAAUCCAGAGGAAUCGACACGGAGCUCCAGCAGUACCGGCACAGCCAGCGCCCUUACUGGAGACGGAGACUCGGAGGAAGCCGAGGACUUCAGCUCCUCCUCCCACUGCUCGGAACUGUCUCGCCGGCAGAGCGAACAGAGGAAGGUUGGGUUGUUCUGCGACGUGACUCUGGCCUUCAGUAGCGGAGCGGCUACAGGGAGCGUUACGUGCUGCGAGUUCUCUGCUCACCGCUCCGUGUUGGCCGCAGCGACAGAUUACUUCACCCCGCUUCUCAGUGGACAGUUUUCAGAAUCACUGUCUGGACGAGUGGAGAUGAAAGAAUGGAGUUCUGAAAUGGGCCCCGACCCAGAGACUGUAGAAAGCGUUAUACAAUUCAUGUACACCGGGGAAAUCACAGUCAGCACUGCUAAUGUUCAUGAAGUGCUGGAAGUUGCUGACAGGUUCCUCCUGCUUCAGCUAAAGGACUUCUGUGGCGAGUUCCUGAAGAAGAAGCUGAACCUAAGCAAUUGUGUUGCAGUGCACAGCCUGGCCCACAUGUACACGCUGGAUCAGCUGGCCCUGCGUGCGGCCGACAUGAUCCGCCGCAACUUCCACAAGGUCAUCCAGGACGAGGAGUUUUACACCCUGCCCUUCCAUCUGGUGCGGGACUGGCUGUCCGACGCCGAGAUCACCGUGGAUUCAGAGGAGGCCCUUUUCGAAGCUAUUGUAAAAUGGGUGCAGCGCAAUGCUGAAGAGCGAGAGAAGUACUUUGAGGAGCUCUUCCGUCUCCUGCGGCUUCCCCUGAUCAAGCCCACGUAUCUGACUCGAGUGGUCAAGGCUGAACCCCUGGUGGCCAGCAAUGAGGCUUGCCUAAGGCUGGUGUCAGAGGCUGUGGAAGGGCACGCCAUCCGUUUCGAGAACCUUAAGUCAGCUGACCUGGAAAUCUGGACCUCCUACAUGUCAGCGUUCCAGCCGCGCUUUGGCCAGAACAUGGAUGUGAUCAUGGUGGUGGGUGGGGUGUCAGAAGGGGGUGACUACUUAAGCGAGUGUGUGGGUUAUUUUUUGUACGAGGACCGCUGGGUCAACCUGCCACACAUCCACAACCACCUGGAUGGCCAUGCUAUCGCUGCCAUCGAGUCGCACGUCUACGUGGCGGGGUCCAUGGAGCCUGGCUUUGCUAAAACUGUGGAGCGGUACAGCCCCAACCGCAACACCUGGGAGCAAGUGUGCAACCUGACGACACGAAAGCACUCCUUUGGCCUCACCUGCAUCAAAGAUAUCCUCUACAGCAUUGGGGGGCAUGGCAACUUCAGCCCAGGCUUCAAGGAUGUGAGCGUUUAUGAGCCCAAGCAUGACAAGUGGCACAACCUGGAGUCUGCGCCCAAGAUUCUGCGAGACGUGAAGGCGGUGAGCGUUGAGGACCGCUACGUGUAUGUGACGGCGCGCACGCCUGUGGACAUGGACAAUGAGGACGGGCUGAAGACCAUCACCACGCGCUAUGACACAGAAAGCCGGCAGUGGCAGGAGGUGGACUCCCUGCCCCUCAUCGACAACUAUUGUCUCUUCCAGAUGGCGGUAGCUCCCACCAACUUCUACCACACUGCCUCCUGCUGCCCCAAGAGCUACUCGGUGAGGGACGAGGUGGCUCAGCAGAAGAUCAGCGCCCGCAUCUCUGACGAGAUCCUCGAGAGCCUGCCGCCCGAGGUCACCAGCAUCGAGGGCGCCGCCAUCUGCUACUUAGGCGACGACGUCUUCAUCAUUGGCGGCUGGAAGAACAGCGAUGACGUGGACAAGCAGUACCGCAAAGAGGCCUACCGCUACUGCGCUGAGAGGAAGCGCUGGAUGCUGCUGCCGCCCAUGCCCCAGCCUCGCUGCCGCGCCACCGCCUGCCACGUCCGUAUCCCCUACCGCUUCCUGUACGGCUGCCAGCGCUACCCCAUGCCGCAGAACCUGGCACGGCAGCGGGAUCGCAUGCAGCAGAUGCAGCAGCUGCACCGUCGCACACUCACCCUAAGGAGACAACUGCAGUCUCAGAUUGAGUGCUAAAAUUCACCUGCCAUCCUCCCAUUAUAUUGGGGGUGAUAUUGCACAAAAAACCCCACACCACCUCCAUAAGUGGUCAGGAGUAGAAAAAUGUGACAAUGUGAAUGGAAUCAUGUAUAUUGACGAACAUUUUAGUACAGUGUGUCAUGCACAGAUGAUGUUGUGUGUUUGUGAUGAUGUAUAUGUAUACAUUAUAAGCUCUUUCACAUGCUUUACAUGUAAAAGUAGAUGAAAUAAGCCUUAGGCUGUAGGCUGUGGUUAAACUCCUGUUAUAAAGAUCUGCUUAAGGCAGACUCAGAGGACCCAGAGAUUCUAUUGGAUAACAUUCCGUCUCAUCUGUGUGAAAUCUGCUGUGAAGCUACGUUUUAUUUAGUGCACAUGAUUGUUACAGUAAUUAUCGAUAGGACUAUCUGUAGAGUACAUAUCCAGUGGUGUGCUGAUAUCCUGUAUCUGAGCUGCUAUCUAGGCUAUGAAUAGCAUUAUUUUGCUUAAGGUGAAAGCUUGCUGCUGUUCCUUGCAUAGCUGAUAUGACACGGUGGGAGAGGCUGUUUCAGGGAAGCAGCCAUUUUCCUUACAUCUCCUUGCACUUAUUGUAUUGUUGUCUGUUUUAAGGCUUGGAAGUUGAAAAGAUUUUGUCAUUUUUAUCUGCACUACAGAAAGAGGUGGUAUAUAGAAAAUUGUUAAUAAUGGAUGUUUCCAUUCAGUCUUAAUUCUCUCGCACAGGGUCAUAGAGAGACUGCCACUACAUAACUGGCAAGUUUAGAGCCAGCUACAUUCUGUGAAGUCAGUACAUUGACUGUAAUCUCCUAAAUUAUCCUAAACUAUUUUCUCUGACUUUUAUUUGAAAACUGUGCCACACGCAUUCUAUGUCAGUCAGUUUUAAUAUUUUUUGGUACCAAAGCUUGAUGGGUCUUUCUGUUAUUCUCACUGACCUUGAUCUAUCUCCCUGUCUUGUUCCAGCCACACACUCCACAUAUUUUAUUUUAUCAUGACUCUGGCAUAUCAGUGUAUACUUAUAGGUUAAUAUGUGUAAUGUCUUAUGUGUUAAUGGGUGUCCUAAUUCUCAAAAAUAGGUUACUGUGGUUUUAAUGUUUUUAAAAAAAAAUGUAUUAACCAAUGUGAGUCUUUACAAAGUGUACCAUUCCAGUGUGUAGCUAAGCUUACAUGCAUGUGUUAUUGCCUACAACAUGCUGAAGACAUUCCUUGAUCUCUCUUUAAUGAAAAUUAAUUGGGGUUCUCUAUAAGCUUAGUGUAUGAGCUAUGUUCACUUUAGUUCCUGGUGCUCUAUAUCUUUUUUAAGGUGGUUCACUACACAACGGCAUCCUUGCGUUUGUCUUAAAAUGUCUUAAAGGUCACAAAGCUCUAAAAGCAAGUAAUUGCCCCUUUAGCUAUCAAGAUAAACACUGCCAUGGUAUUUCUGAAGACCAAUUCAUGCACCUCACAAUUAUAUUUCUAAUAAACUUGAAAGGCAAGCUAGUUUUGCCAUAUACUCGAUCAGGAGCAAAGGGUUUCUGUCCCAUUUUGGCCAAAUUUCUGAUGCAUGCUUGAUACCUCACAGAUGAGAGCAUAAGUGUAUUACCAAGCAGUCGCCUGUAUUUAUAUAUAUAUAUAUAUAUAUAUAUAUAUAUAUAUAUAUAUAUAAAUGUGUUGUGGGUUGAUCUGCUUUGACCAUGCUGCCUGUCCCUAAAUGAUUUUACAAUAUUAAUUCUUAUUGCAUACUGGCUCCUAAAUGCACAGUGAGCUAGCUUCAGUAAUAGCCAUAUAUGAUUAUAGCAGUGUCACAUGAAACUUCUUUCAGUAAAGCUGAGAAACACUCAGGUACUGUACAUGGUAUACCACGUAAUGUCUGAGCAUUUAUAUAAAGGGAAGAAUAUUUUUCCUUUGAGUUGUUUCUAGGUGAAUUAUUUUCGACAAUACUGGUUUGUCCCCUGCUGUCAGCAGUUACCUUUUGACAUGACACAAUUAUUUUAGUUUUAUUGUACUGUAUUAUGUACAUGCGAUGUGAGCAUAUUCACAUUUCAGGUUUGCCAAGCUGCAAGAAUCCUGUUCUUUCUGCUUAUGCCCCUGUGCUGUAAUGUAAAGUCCAAAGUUUUAUUUUGCUCUGCAUGUGACUUCUUGCAGCACACUGAGGCAUGAUUGCUACCAUUGGCAAUAAAAAAUAUGUUUGUAUAAGUA